Molecule: messenger RNA, 1158 nt
Organism: Rhizoctonia solani
Lineage: Eukaryota; Fungi; Basidiomycota; Agaricomycetes; Cantharellales; Ceratobasidiaceae
Product: glycoside hydrolase family 6 protein
Exons: 9
Coding region: 1-1158 (385 amino acids)
Biological process (GO): cellulose catabolic process
Molecular function (GO): hydrolase activity, hydrolyzing O-glycosyl compounds
Source: RefSeq, a predicted model, not a curated record
AUGAAGGUCUCAUCGAUUGUCGCUGCCACCGCUGCUACGUUCAUUGCUGGCGUUUCCUCCACUCCUCUUGCACCGCGCCAGACUGAUGUGAACCCAUUCGCUGGAAAGACUUUCUACAAGAGCCCUCAUUUCCGGGCAUCGGUUGAAGCUGAGAUCACCCGUCUCAAUGCAGAUGGAAAGACCGAGCUCGCUGCCAAGGCGGCCAAAGUUGCAGAAGUCCCAGUUUUCAUCUGGAUCUCGGAUACUGCGGCUGUCAGCACCAUUUCUGGAUACCUCAAAGAUGCAGCGGCGAUCCAGAAGUCAACGGGAAAGAAACAGAUUGUUCAGCUUGUAGUGUACAAUUUGCCAGACCGCGACUGCUCCGCCAAAGCCUCUGAUGGGGAAUUCCAUCUUGACAACGCUGGUGAGGCACGUUACGAGGCCUACAUCAAGGCAGUAGCGAGCCAGUUGCAGCGCUACCCCGAAGUCUCGGUUGCCGUGUCCCUGGAGCCUGACUCCAUUGGUAACUGUGAUGGUGACGAAUCUUUCGGUUCCCAAGUGCGGGAAUGCAGCACCAGCACACAAACGCCUCCUUGGAUUGGCGAUAUCGUUAUUGCAACUCCCAACGUCAGCCUUUACCUCGAUGGCGCCCACGCUGGUUGGCUCGGAUGGCCAGACAACCUUGCUCCUACCGCCUCCGUUCUCGCCGAGAUUCUCAAUAACGCCAAGGCCCGCAACCCGAAGUCAACUGUUCGUGGACUUGUGACAAAUGUCAGCAACUAUAAUGGAUUGGGUAACCAAGAACAACAAGGGCGCGACGAACUCAAGUACAUCAACGACUUGGCACCCUUGUUGACGGCAGCUGGAUACCCAGCGCACUUCCUCGUUGACCAAGGUCGAUCUGGAAACCAGGAGGCGGCCCGAGACGGUGGCGACUGGUGCAACUUCAAGUACGCUGGUUUCGGACCUCGCCCCUCGGCUACAACCCCAAGCUCACUUAUCGACGCGAUUGUCUGGGUCAAGCCGGGUGGAGAAUCAGACGGAACCUCAGAUCCUGCAUCCCCUCGUUAUGAUACCACAUGCACAUCUGCUACCUCGUACAUCCCAAGUCCCGAAGCAGGCAACUGGCAUUCGGCCAUAUUCGAAUUGUUGAUCGAACAGGCUAACCCGGCGUUCUAA